Messenger RNA from Symbiodinium sp. CCMP2592, 723 nucleotides. NCBI's taxonomy places the organism in Eukaryota, Dinophyceae, Suessiales, Symbiodiniaceae. The record is from the annotation of a GenBank genome assembly.
AUGGACGACUCGGGAGCUAUCUCCAUUGAUGAUGCCCUGAAAAUUGCUGAGCAGCAGGACGUCAAGGUUUCAAUGGAUGAUGUCACGGCUCUCCUGUCGGAGGUGAAAUCUGCAGCCGACGGCUGGUUGGACUUGCCUUCCUUCUGUGCGCUGUGGACAUGCAUGACGAAUGCACAGAAGAUCAUCAACUAUCGCGAGUAUCUUGAAGCGGAGGAGGUCGCUUCCUAUAGGGCCAUGUUCCAGGACAGGCCUAAGCAACAUCCCAGUGUUUUCACUUGUAAUCGCGAAGCCCUGGAAGAAGUCUCGGAAGUUUUGCGGAAUACUGGCCUCGUCCGGGUUCGCCGUCACCUCACGCGGAUCUGGGAGGAGAUGGCUAUCGACAAGAAGACGAUGUUGGACUUCGCACAGUUCUGCGUCGUGAUCGUCCGGCUCAUGAAGCGACGGAAGACGUGCACCUGUGCGGGACUCUACGAAGAAGGGUUCACCGUGAAGGAGCUCCUAAUGUCGGGAUUCAAGUUGAAAGACUUCGAAGCCAUCAGGAUACCAGCCAGAAAACUCUACCAAGAUGGUGGCUUCUCUGCGCUGGAGCUCCGUCGUGUAGGCUACACGGCCACAGACCUUCGGCGCGCUGGUUUAGGUAUCGUUGAGUAUGCACUUGGUAUUUUUAACCCAAUGCCACGGAUCCUGUUCUUGGAAAAGCCGCCUUUGUGGGCAAGCAACUGA